AUGAACCAACCAUUGGACACUCAAUCAGAUACUCCUUUAUUCAAUACACCUCCUACUGAACCAAAAGAAAUUCAACCCGAUAAGUUCCACAUUAUAAAAGAUCUUAAUAAUCAAAAAAGAAAACUUAUUUACCGUAAAUUACUUCAUUAUGAUAAUGCACAACUUUCUUUAGAAGAAAUGAAAAUGAAUACACAAAUUAAUAAAUAUGAGUAUUAUUCUUUAGUACAUAAAUAUUAUACACUUUCUUGUAAAAAAGUUAAGGAAUUUUCAAAUACAACUUCUGAAGGAUAUUCUUUAUAUCUUCUUAAAGCAUUAAAUAAUAAUAAAAUUUUUGAUAGUAUAAAAGGGUAUGAUAAACAAGAUAUUAAACUUCUAGAAAAGAUUGAUAUGGAUCUUGCUCGUGUAACAAAUACAUUUUGUUCUAAAGUUUGUUAUUUUUCUUCUUAUUAUAUUUGUUUUUUUUUUUGUUAUUAA
This is a messenger RNA of Entamoeba nuttalli P19, 474 nucleotides long. RefSeq lists its product as hypothetical. The record is from RefSeq and is a predicted model, not a curated record. The transcript has a single exon. The coding region runs from base 1 to 474 and encodes 157 amino acids. NCBI's taxonomy places the organism in Eukaryota, Evosea, Mastigamoebida, Endamoebidae.